AUGAAGCCAAGCAUUCGAUGGGCCACACUCGGCUGGACAUUCUUCAUUGCCGAGAAUGCCAUUUUGUCCGAGAAUCGCUCCAUGAUCAUUGAACAAUUGGGGGACGAAAAUUAUCACUUAGUCUAUGGAACGCUGUCUACAGCUGCAACAGCUUCGAUUGGUUACGGCUACUAUCAAUUGAGAAAGGCAGCACAAUCAUCGAAUGUGACGAAUCUUUUGAAAUCCAAGCCUCCGGUUGGAAAUAUGGCAGGAGCAUGGAUAUUCAUGUCAGUCGGUAUUUUCUUGGCCUCUCAAGGUCUGCCUCGCAUGCAAAUUCCAGUAUCCAGUUCUGGGGGCUCCUCGUUGCAAGUUCGUUGCCCUUUUGACUUCACCGGAAAAAAGGAUAACGACAGUUCUCCCGUUUCCGGCAUUGAUCGAAUAACGAGGCACCCAGGUCUUUGGUCGAUGGGGCUCGUGGGGAUAGGAAACAGCCUUUUGGCAACCUCCGUGCCCAUGCGACUUUGGUGGAGCGGGCCUGCAUUCGUGGCGUGGCUUGGAGGUGCUCAUACGGACAGCCGUUUUCGACGGGGUUUGGGCGGUCAGAUGGAUCCAAUGUAUGAUUCUCUGACAUCGAAUGUGCCUUUCUUCGCGCUCGUGAGUGGGAAGCAAGGAAGCGGUUCCUGGAAAGCCUUGCAACAUGAGACAAAAGAACUGAAUGCAUUAGCAUCAGUUGCUGCGAGCACCAUCUGGAUAUUGCGAAGGAUCAGAUAA
Cylindrotheca closterium is the source of this 750-nucleotide messenger RNA. The record is from the annotation of a GenBank genome assembly. NCBI's taxonomy places the organism in Eukaryota, Bacillariophyta, Bacillariophyceae, Bacillariales, Bacillariaceae.